UGGGGCCCCCUACUGACCCCGGGCCCUCGGACAGUGCCUGAGUUUUCCAAAUGGUCAGUCCGCCCCUGGUGCCACCUGUCAGUGUCCAUCAGUGCCACAUCAAUGCCACAUAUCAGUGCCUACCAGUGCACAUCAAUGCCGCAUAUCAGUUCCCAUCUGAGCUGCCUUUCAGUGUCACCCAUCAGUGCCAGUCAGUGCCACCUAUCAAUGCCAAUCAGUGCCACCUAUCAGUGCUGCCAGUCAGUGCCGCCUAUCAGUGCCAGUCAGUGCCGCCUAUCAGUGUGCAUCAGUGCCUGUCAGUGCUGCUUAUCGGUGCUGCCUAACAGUGCCGCCUAUCAGUGCCAGUCAGUGACGCCUAUCAAUGCCACCUAUCAGUGCCGCUUAUCAGUGUCAUAUAUGAGUGCUGCCUUUCAGUGCCCAUCGGUGAUGCCUGUCAAUGCCCAUCAUUGCCACCUACCAGUGCCUCCUCAUCAGUGUCCAUCAGUGCCACCUAUCAGUGUCCAUCAGUGCAGCCUAUCAGUGCCCAUCAUUGCGGCCUCAUUAGAGCACAUCAGUGAAGGAGAAAAAUCACUUAUUUACUAAAUUUUAUAACAAAAACUAAGAAAAAACUUCUUUUUUUUUCCAAAAUUUUCAGUGGUUUUUGGUCUGUUUAAGAAAAAAUAA
Messenger RNA from Staurois parvus, 663 nucleotides. The record is from the annotation of a GenBank genome assembly. NCBI's taxonomy places the organism in Eukaryota, Metazoa, Chordata, Amphibia, Anura, Ranidae.